CUUUUCGUUUUGCUCUCUGAAACAGUGACACUUUGCUCCCUCGUCUUCGUCGUCUCUAACCGUCGAAUCUGCUAUCGAAGUCAAUCUACCACUUGAGGAUGGCUAGUAACAACCAUAACGGUAGGCACACGAUCAUCUUGUUGCAAAACUCUCCAAGCAGAGCUACGAGGACGUUUAUGGACUACGAUUCUAUAGGCCAAGCUAUGGAUGGUAUUUGCGGCUUGUACGAAAGGAAGCUGAAGGAGAUUAAUCCAUCUCUCAGAAACCUGAGCUAUGACAUUGCUGAUCUUUACAACUUUAUGGAUGGUUUUGCUGACAUGAGCGCUUUGGUCUAUGAACACUCGAUGCAUGCGUAUCUGCCAUAUGACAGGCAGUGGAUUAAGCAGAAGGCAUUCAGCCAUCUCAAGAGGCUUGCCAAUGGAGGCAAAUGAGGAAGAAGAUCACU
Molecule: messenger RNA, 445 nt
Organism: Brassica oleracea var. oleracea
Lineage: Eukaryota; Viridiplantae; Streptophyta; Magnoliopsida; Brassicales; Brassicaceae
Product: enhancer of rudimentary homolog
Exons: 4
Coding region: 99-431 (110 amino acids)
Source: RefSeq, a predicted model, not a curated record